AUGGCGAGCAAACGAAAAUCUACAACCCCGUGCAUGGUUCGGACAUCCCAAGUCCUAGAACAAGAUGUGCCUGAGGAAAGAGACAGGGCCAAAGAAAAAGCGAUCGUCACGCCACAGCCUGAAACAGCCAAGGGCAGUUGGGCAGCGGAUCCUGACAACUCGUCCAAAGAAAACGAAGUGAUAGAGGUGAAAUCGACGGGGGAAAACCCGUCCAAGAAGCUCCAGGGCGGGUACGAGUGCAAGUACUGCCCCUACUCCACGCAAAACCUGAACGAGUUCACGGAGCACGUGGACAUGCAGCACCCCAACGUGAUUCUCAACCCCCUCUACGUGUGCGCCGAAUGCAACUUCACAACCAAAAAGUACGACUCCUUGUCUGACCACAACGCCAAGUUCCAUCCCGGGGAGGCCAACUUCAAGCUGAAGUUGAUCAAGCGCAACAACCAGACUGUCCUGGAGCAGUCCAUCGAGGCCACCAACCACGUGGUGUCCGUCGCCACCGGCGGCCCCGGGAGUGGUGACCAUGACCCUGGGAUCCCGGUGAGUAAAACCCCCAUCAUGAAGCCAGGGAAACCGAAAGCUGAUGCCAAGAAGGCGCCCAAGAAGCCGGAGGAGGCUACCCCCGAGAACCACAUGGAAGGGACCGCCCGCCUGGUGACAGACGCCGCUGAGAUCCUCUCGAGACUCGGGAGCGUGGAGCUGCUCCAGGAGUUAGGGCACGUCACGCCUUCUGUCCAGCUCCCACCAAAUAUCAACCUUGUCCCCAAGGUCCCCGUCCCGCUGAACACUACCAAAUACAACUCCGCCCUGGACACGAACGCCACCAUGAUCAACUCCUUCAACAAGUUCCCUUACCCGACCCAGGCCGAGUUGUCCUGGCUCACAGCUGCAUCCAAACACCCCGAGGAGCACAUCCGAAUUUGGUUCGCCACCCAGCGCCUAAAGCACGGCAUCAGCUGGUCCCCGGAGGAGGUGGAGGAGGCCCGGAAGAAGAUGUUUAACGGCACCAUCCAGGCGGUCCCCCCGACAAUCACUGUGCUGCCCACCCAGCUGGCCCCCACCAAGAUGUCUCAGCCCAUCCUCCAGACAGCUUUGCCGUGCCAGAUCCUCGGCCAGACCAGCCUGGUGCUGACUCAGGUGACCAGCGGGUCCACCACCGUCUCUUGCUCCCCCAUCACACUUGCGGUGGCCGGAGUGACCAGCCACAGCCAGAAGAGACCUUUGGUGACCCCGCAGGCUGCCCCUGAGCCCAAGCGUCCACAUGUCGCUCAGGUGGCUCAGGUGGCUCAGGUGCCAGAGCCCCCGCCCAAGCUGGCGAACCUUUCCCUGACCGCGGCCAGCGACCGCAAGAAGACGAAGGAGCAGAUAACCCACCUCAAGGCGAGCUUUCUCCGGAACCAGUUCCCGGACGAUGCUGAGAUCUACAGACUCAUCGAGAUGACCGGCCUUGCCAGGAGCGAGAUCAAGAAGUGGUUCAGCGACCACCGCUACCGGUGUCAAAGGGGCAUCGUCCACAUCACCAGCGAAUCCCUUGCCAAAGACCAGCCGCCCAUGUCGGCCACCCCACACGGCCGCACGUACCACGCCUACCCCGAUUUUGCCCCCCAGAAGUUCAAAGAGAAGACCCCGGGUCAGCUUAAAAUCCUGGAAGACAGCUUUGUGAAAAGCUCUUUUCCGACCCAGGCGGAACUGGAUCGGCUGAGGGUGGAGACCAAGCUGAGCAGGAGGGAGAUCGACUCGUGGUUCUCAGAGCGGAGGAAGCUCCGGGACAGCAUGGAGCAAGCGGUCUUGGAUUCCAUGGGGUCUGGCAAAAAAGGCCAGGAUGGGGUGGGCCCCAAUGGUGCUCUGUCUCGACUCGACCAGCUCACCGGUGCCCAGCUGGUCAGUUCUCUGCCCAGCCCUUCACCAGCAAUUACAAAGAGUCAAGAGCAAGUCCAUCUCCUGAGGAGCACGUUUGCAAGAACCCAGUGGCCUACACCCCAGGAGUACGACCAGCUGGCAGCGAAGACCGGCCUGGUUCGAACUGAAAUCGUGCGCUGGUUCAAGGAGAACAGGUGCUUGCUCAAAACGGGGACCUUAAAGUGGAUGGAGCAGUACCAGCCGCAGCACACAGCGGAGGACCACGGCUACGACGCCCUGUCCAGGAGAGCCGUCAAGGCCGCCGUCCCCGGGAGCCCAAAGAACGGGGGCGAGGUGGGCCCGCAAUGCCACAAGGACCCCAAGAAGCUCUGCGAAGAGGACUUGGAGAAGCUGGUGCCCAGGGCGAAAGUUGGCAGCGAGCCAGCAAAAGAUGGUUUGCCGGCAAAGCCCUCAGAGGCCACCGUGGACAGGUCAGAGGGCAACAGCCGAGACGGCCAGGGGAGUGACGCACACGGGGAGUCGGGCGUUGUGGAUUGGGUGGAGGUGACCGUCGGAGAGGAGGAUGCCACCUCGGACCGGUCAGACAGCUGGAGCCAGGCUGCCCCGGAGGGCACCGCAGAGCCGGCCGACUCGGACUCCGACAGCGUCCCUGCCGAGGCUGGCCAGGCCUAG
This is a messenger RNA of Pipistrellus nathusii (Nathusius's pipistrelle), 2532 nucleotides long. NCBI's taxonomy places the organism in Eukaryota, Metazoa, Chordata, Mammalia, Chiroptera, Vespertilionidae. The record is from the annotation of a GenBank genome assembly.